Molecule: messenger RNA, 3558 nt
Organism: Bombus pyrosoma
Lineage: Eukaryota; Metazoa; Arthropoda; Insecta; Hymenoptera; Apidae
Exons: 16
Coding region: 583-3204 (873 amino acids)
Biological process (GO): nuclear envelope organization
Cellular component (GO): nuclear envelope; meiotic nuclear membrane microtubule tethering complex
Molecular function (GO): protein-membrane adaptor activity
Source: RefSeq, a predicted model, not a curated record
AUUUUGAUAUGUUCUGACUGCAUAAAUAAGUUUUCACUUUUGAAGUUAUUAAUCGAACGAUUGGUUUAAUUAAAGUUUUCUCUUCUUUCUUGCCUUGUUACUCACGAAACUUUAACUUUCGUGAACAGCUAUUUACUAUUUUUAAUAUAGGAAAGUACCUUUAUUAUUCGAGUUUAGGUACAUUAUGUUGUUUGUGUCCAUAUCUUCAACACAUCAUGAUAACCAUUGUUAAUGACAAUUACAUACAGCUUAUCGAUAUAUUUUAAAUCAACAACCAUGAUUCAAUUCUUUUUAGUAGCUUUUUGAGGUAUAUUAAACUAGGGAGAGUGUAGAAUGAAUCAUCGAAAGAUGCGCGCGCACAUAGGUACGGCUAUUCGUCGUUUUCUACGCGUUGCAACUUGCAAGCUCGUGUUAGAUCUUGAAGGAACAUAAAUGUUGACAGAUAUUUCAAAGUUACCACGAAAAUCAUCAUCUUGCAUAACUUACAUUAUAAAGCGAAUAUUUUUUUAUCUUCUUGAAUGCACGACAUAUCGAAUCACUUAGGAAUAAUCGCGAAUCUCUUUUAUAUAUUUUCGCAAGACUAUGGAGAAUGAACAACGACAUUAUGAAUUACGAAGUGGAAGUAGAUCACGUUCUAGAACUCCUUUGGUGCAAACUUCUACCAUGAUUGAACCAGAAACUUUAGAACAUCAUUAUCAUUUAAGAAGUUUAAGUCAGGAGAGAUCUCAUACUUCUGGAGAAGUUGCAAAUACUAAAAGAUCUGGUCCUAGAAUAUUGUCUGGUAGUAGCAGUAAGACAAAUGAUCAAAAUGUGGAGGCUAUAGUGGAAAGAAAAAAAGAAAUUCUCACUGUUGAAACAACAUUAGGGGAUAAAAAUAAGCGAUUUGAAAAUCCUUCUGUCUAUACAAAAAGAGGAGAACGUCGAUCUGAACGGCAAAAGGCAAAGAAACAGAUAUUUGCAAAUGGUCAAACUGAUAACAAGGAAGGUUCAUUUGAACAUAAAAGCGGAGAAAGCCAAAAAAACAUCUUUCCACAUAGAACUAUUACUAGUGAUUAUUCUUCAGAGGAAACAGAACAAGAAGAAUUGUCUGAUAGAUCAUGUUCUGCGCAUGAAAUCUAUAAGAAAGCUGGUGAUUGGUGGAAUGUAUUUCCUAAAACGGACUACACCUAUUCUGAAAGGUCCAAGUGUCGUUAUGAAAUAGCGCCCGGUAUACUAGCCAUGCCUAAUAUGUCACGGCGAUCCAUCCAUUCAAAUACGCAGGAUUCUAGUCGAUCCCUGCACGUUCCGUCUGAGAAUGAUGUAUAUGAAAGAACAAAUAUCGGAAAAGAGCGAGGAACAAAAGCAGAAGAUUCUAUACUUGUUAAUGAAUAUUAUGGAGCACAUAUAUCAAGUACGGAUAAGUCUAAAGCUCAAUACACAAAGACACAUAUAGAACAGUACCGUUGUCACAGGGAAGUAAUUUAUGCAGAACCUACUAGUUCAAUGAAUUCACAAUCAAGGCAAUCGUUGAGCUCUGAUUUACCAUUAAAACGUAUUGAUUCUCGAAAAUGUAGAAUUACAUCUGCUGUUGAUUCAGAUACUGAAUUAGAAGAAACAGCUUCAAAUAACUAUAGCCAAAGAAGCAAAAUAACACAUCAAUUUACUAGUUUUAUACUGGUUACUGCUUUAUGGUUUAGCAAAUUCCUUGAAUUUCUAAAGCUUAAGCCAGUCAGAAGAAGAGAAUAUUAUGCCACUUACGAAUAUCAAAGAUAUGAGUCUAGAUGGUCCAAGAUAUGGAAAUAUAUUGACAGUCCUUUGCAGUAUAUUUAUCUUUUUAUGGUCAGGGUGUUUUUCUUUGACUCGUGGUUGUUGAGUCGUGUAUCCAGUAUUAGAAGAUGGAUGCAUCAGAAAAGCCCAACACUGUUUUGGAUUGCUUUAUUGCCAUUGUUUCUUCUUACUGGAACUUACAUCGUGCAAAAACAGUCCUUUAUCUGUCUGGAUUCUCUGCACAAUAUUCCCUAUGAUGUCACUGAGACGACCUAUCGCAUCUUUAACAAUAUUAUCAGUUGCUGGUGUUUACCACAUCUUUCAGCUCUGUUUCCUCAGACCAAAGUUAUCACGCGGGAAUUUGGAACUGGACAGGAGUUAGUUGCAAGUGAAAAACAAUUAUUUUUAAAGGGGGAAAUGUUUGGAAAAGAAGAUAAUUUUGAAUCGAUCACCGAAAAAUUACACAGUAGAAUCAACAAUUUGGAGGAUCGAACUAUCGAACAAUCUGACCGUCUUUUCAAUAUAACUCAAGCGCUGGAGCGGCUUAAAGAAAGAGGAUAUAUCUGGCCAAAAGAUGAUAAUGAAAUAUUAUUGUUGGAGGAGAGACUGAAAGAAUAUAAAUUAGCUGAUAUCUAUUCUCAAGAAAUUGAUGUUAUUAAGUCGCAGUUGGAGAAACUGAAAGAACUUUAUUCGGAGUUAAAAUUAUGUUGUAGCACACGUACAAGUCAUAUUACUAGCGAAGAUUUAGAAAAACGUAUCGAAAUGGUCUUAAUUGAUCAUUUCGGUACCUUGAUGUCGAACGCAGAAAAAGUUAAAGUUCGAGACAAAUCGUGGAUUGCGAAUGAUGUUAUAACGGAUGAUCGAGUUCGCGAAAUAGUCAAGGAGGCCAUAAAAAUAUAUGAUGCGGACAAAACGGGACGCGUUGAUUAUGCUUUAGAAUCUGCCGGUGGUCAGAUCAUUAGUACACGUUGUACUCAAAAAUACGAUAUAAAAACUAGAGUAGUCAAACUGUUGGCUUUUACACUAUAUCAUGAAAAUAAUAAUCCUCGUACAGUGAUACAAGGAAAUCCAAUACAACCAGGUGCUUGCUGGGCAUUUCAAGGUUUUCCAGGAUAUUUGUUAAUUAAGUUACGAAGUUCUAUUUAUGUUACUGGAUUUACAGUUGAACAUGCACCGAAAUCGAUUUUACCCAAUGAAGAAAUGAGAAGUGCUCCUAAAAAGUUUAAUGUCUGGGGUUUUGUCGAUGAAAAUGAUUCUGAACCUGUAUUGUUUGGCGAUUACGAAUUUGCAGCUUCGGAUGAUAGUCUACAAUACUUCCCAGUUGAAAAUACAGUAAUCAAGACACCAUAUGAAUAUGUGGAAUUAAGGAUACACAGUAACCAUGGACAGCUUGAAUAUACAUCAGGAGUGGAUUUGCAAUUCGAUUCAUAUCAGUCAAUAAAGGGAGUAAGUAAAUGAGUCGGUGAGUGCGCGUGAGUCAGUAAUGAGUGUCAGUGGAGAAAGGGUUGGGAGGGAAGAAGAUUGGAAGGGAGAGCCAUUGCAUGUUGUGCCUUCAAUUACUCUUCGAUAUAACAAUAACCAUCACGAUUUAAGGAGAGAUUUAUCCUUUAACGCGUAGAGACAUACGCAAAGUGAAUAAAGCGAACGUAAGUUACCGUUAUCAUACGUAGACAGUACAAGCCUAAGUGUAUAUAUGUAUAUGUAUAUACAUUUAUACACAUAUAUACAUAUACAUAUAUACGUAAGUACAUGGAGUCGAUUAUUUAAUCAUUUUCUUUCUUGUAUGAGUGUUUAUACUUCUUUUCCCACAAG